Messenger RNA from Hylaeus volcanicus, 1858 nucleotides. RefSeq lists its product as uncharacterized. Lineage: Eukaryota; Metazoa; Arthropoda; Insecta; Hymenoptera; Colletidae. The record is from RefSeq and is a predicted model, not a curated record. The transcript is spliced from 6 exons. The coding region runs from base 326 to 1309 and encodes 327 amino acids.
ACUUUGUCAGCCUUUGUAUUAAGCAUUUUUGAAAAAACUUAUUUUUUUUUAAUUUUUUCCAAUUUCUUAGCGUGGUUGACGUGUAAAUUUGGAUUUAAUUUUUUUUUGUGCGUUAAUCAAAAGAAUCGACACAUAUCAAUGCUUAAUUAAAAAAAAAGCUUUUAUUUUGAUUUGAAUUCUAUUUUUUUAAUGUUUACAUUUCGCAUUCUUCAUGACUUGAGUCUACUAUUUUUUUAGCGUCCGUUCAAGUGCUGAGUGUUUUGAUACCCGUUAAUAGGCUAUAGUGUACACAACUCGUUUGAAAACAUUUCAUUUUUUUUAAAAGAUGUCUUGUUUAAAACCUGUGACACAAUCAGCACCCUAUGGAUCUCUAAGAUUAAAACGUCAAAGGCCUACGAUUAUUUCCGAGGAUGGGUUAGCGGAAAGCACUGGGGAUUCUAAAAGUUUAGUUAAAGUAUCACAGUGCUCAUCCAAUCUGGCGGACAUUUUACCAGCUGUCAUACCAAAAGUGUGUCCUACUCAACUGCCUAACAUCGAUCAAGCUUGCUUUAAAGAGAAAAGACGUAAAGGUUCUUCAUAUUUAUCAGAUACAGCUGAUUCCAUGUCUCCCAUUUUAUGUGAAAAAGAUCACAAAGUGCCCUGUGAAUCCUUCACUACAAACCAUGUCAAGGCACCCAAAAAACCCUUGCUAAAAAAUGCUUCUUUAAAGACCUCAUCCAACGUUUCAGUAAAAAAAGAGAACGAUGAUGAAAACGAAUGUAAAUCGUCUCAUUCCGAUUCAAGCGACGAUGAAGACAAUCUUUACAAAUGUGUUGUGUCGACACGAGAAUCUCAAAGAGAUACAAAACAGCAAUUAAUUGCAAAGUUGUUGUGUAGAUGGUGGUAUGUUAUGGAUCCUUGGCCGCCGGAAAAUUAUGACUAUGACGCUGAGCUCGCACGACGAAAAUAUAAAGUUGUUCCUUUGCAUCAGUGGGAAGCUGCUGAUGAUGUCGACUCGCAAGGCUUCACUAAAGUGUACCCUUUACCUUAUUUUUUAGUGUACCGAGAUCCUAACGGACGUCCUGUUGAUGUUCGACCUCUCAAGGGAAAACCCUGUUAUUCUUCUAUGAAGACACUAUCACAAUUAGAAUUAACCCAACUCUUAUAUGAUGCUAUUAAAAAUCAAUUAUCCAAAUUGGAAAUGUCUCCUUAUGCGAAUACCGAAGGCGAUACGAUUGAACGUCUUAAAAAUGAAUUACAAGAUGAAUUAAAAGUAUUAGCUCUUAGUCUUAAAAAAAUACACAAGGAUUCCAACAAACCUUGCAAUUAACAAUACGGGUAGAAAGGUUUGAUACAGUGAGACGGUUGACGGUCAUUGGAGGAAAAAACCUUACCCUUCUGCCUUGCGUUAAGUAAAAGAAAUAACAAGGUUCCUACUCUUCUUACCACCUUGGCAUUAUGAGUCUUAUUGACAUUUUCAUUGCUUUCAUAGUUACGGAUUGAAUGGAAUGCAAUUUUUGUUUUCUAGUGUAUUCUGUUCAUAUGUUUCAAUGAUUCAUGAUAAGUUGUUACCAAUGCAUAGCUCUUGUUCUUUUUAUAAAAAUUGGAGCACGGAGUGAACGUGAGCUUGGAUUGGUCGGGUUCAUUUAAUCUCGUUGCUUAUUUGCUUCCUCGACAGAGACAAAAGAAAAAGUCAUAUUUAAAGAUGAGUAGAAAGAAAGGUUCAAUUGUUAUCCAGAGAAUAGAAAAGUGCCAUAUUGGUUUUAAAGUUGAAUGGCAAUGUUAAAAAAAAAAGAGCACUAAAAGUAAUAGGAUCAAUAAAGAAAUGCUUCUUUUUUGAUAAGCAUGUGUUAACGUAAAUGAAAAAUGUUUUGACUUU